Molecule: messenger RNA, 2243 nt
Organism: Coffea eugenioides
Lineage: Eukaryota; Viridiplantae; Streptophyta; Magnoliopsida; Gentianales; Rubiaceae
Product: pentatricopeptide repeat-containing protein At5g56310-like
Exons: 3
Coding region: 1-1491 (496 amino acids)
Biological process (GO): RNA modification
Molecular function (GO): RNA binding; protein binding
Source: RefSeq, a predicted model, not a curated record
AUGAUUUUCAAAUGCACCCGCCAAUUCUCUCUCACUCCCCACCUUCGUACCAUUACCUCGUGUCCCCUUUCGCUUCCGUCGCCGUCGCGGUCGUGGUCGCGGUCGCCACCGCCACUGCCACCACCACCACCAUCGAAGCCUACGAGCUUAUCCAAUCUGGCAGAUCAAUGCCUUUGCAUGCACCAGCUCAAGCAAAUCCACGCCCAAAUGAUCAUCACCGGUCGCAUCCGCGAUGACAACUACGCGGCCAGCCGCUUGCUCGCCUUCUGCUCCCUCUCGGAUGAUGGAGACCUUAAUCAUGCUUUCAAAAUAUUCUCUAGCAUCCAACAACCGAAUUCUUUCAUGUGGAAUACUCUGAUCAGAGCGCUAGCUAGCAGCCCAACGCCUCAGAGAUCUUUGUCUCUCUUUGUUCAAAUGCGAAGGCUCUGCAUUGCUCCCGGUAAACACACCUUCCCUUUUGUUCUCAAGGCCUGUUCUAACUUAAAAUCUUUGUGUGCGUCUACUCAAAUCCACGUCAACGUUUUGAAGUUUGGGCUAGACUCGGAUUUGCACGUGGCUAAUGGCUUGAUCAGGGCUUACUCUGUUUCCGGCUGUUUGAGCCAUGCCCGAAAAUUGUUCGACCAAGCGUCUGUAAGAAAUCUGAGCAUUUGGACUACGAUGAUAAGCGGGUAUGCACAAUCUGAUUGUGGCAGCGAGGCAAUUCAAUUGUUUCAUGAAAUGAUCACCCAUGGCUUUGAGCCCAAUGGAGUUACUUUGGCUUCAGUAUUGUCGGCUUGUGCUCAGUCUGGUGGUUUGGAAUUGGGAGGACAGAUUCAUUCUUAUAUGCAGGAAAAAGGGAUUGAAUUCGGAGUCAUUCUUGGGACGGCACUAGUUAAUAUGUAUGCUAGGAAUGGAGCGUUUGUGCAGGCACGCCAGUGUUUUGCUAGUAUGCAAGAAAGGAACAUAGCAACUUGGAAUUCAAUGAUAUGUGGAUUGGCUGUUCAUGGCCAUGCUAAAGAAGCCCUGGAUUUCUUUAAGAAGCUGGAGCAAGAGAAGGUGAGACCGAGUGAUAUUACAUUUAUUGGAGUCUUGUCAGCAUGCUGCCAUGCUGGAUUGUUUGAUUUUGGUGGGAGAAUUUUCCAUUCUAUGAGCAGGGUGUAUGGGAUUCAGCCUAAGAUAGAGCACUAUAGUUGCAUGGUUGACCUUCUUGGCCGAAGUGGGAAGUUACUGGAGGCUGAGGAGCUAAUAAAAGGAAUGAAAUGGAAAGCCGAUGUAGUGAUUUGGGGAGCCCUGUUGACAGCUUGCAAGAACUUCAAGAAUACUGAUGUUGCUGAAAGGGUAGGAAAGGAAAUUCUUGCUUUGGAUCCACAUAACCAUGGGGUUUAUGUUGUCUUGUCUAACAUGUAUGCAGAGGCUGGCAGAUGGGAAGAUGUGGUAAAGCUGAGGAAGUUUAUGAAGGAAGGACGUCUGAAGAAAACACCCGGGUGGAGCCUAGUGGAUGGCGCUACUUGAUCUUGUAUGCAUGUUUGAUUGCUGGGCAAGCUUUAAUUGCAUUCUCCACCAUGAUGAGGAUCAGAAUCGUGCAAGGAGAUCAUGAUUGUAAGAUUUUAGUUUCACUCCAAAAGAUGACGUCGAGGAAAUUCAGAUCUGAACAUGUUGCCACAUUGGCGAAUUUGAAGGAUGGAUAAUUUUUUAACCUAGAAGUGCAGUUUGUAGUCCAUCAAUGCUGGAUAAAAGUCCUAGGUCUAGAAAGUGGUCAAGUCAUAGCAAGUAUGAAGAGAAAUGGCUUUUUUUGGUCCACAAGUUGACCACUCUUUAGGUCUGUGGUUAGGGAUGGAUCUUUUUCUUUUGAAAGGCAGAGAAGCACAUUUCUAUCUACAUUCUGCAAGCAUGUUGCAAGAGUCAUAGUUGCAGGAACCCUGUUAGAAUUUAGUGAAUUCUACAUGUUUUGUUGCUGAAGUGGAUCAAGUCUAAAUGUAUAUACAUUGAAUCAGCAGACAAGAAGCUCAACGAUAAUUACGUUGAUCCUGCAUCCCUUCAGGAUAUUGCAAAUCAAAUUGCUCGUGCGGAAGGCCCCUGUGCACCGAACAGAGAUUACCUUUUCCAACUUCAAAAGGAGCUUACUUAUAUAGGAUGUGAAGAUAGACAUUUCAUUGGCAUGGCAAAUGAAGUGAGAAGCAAUCUUUCAGGGGCGAAAUUGACUUCUUCAUGAUACUAUGGUUAACAAAGAUGAAGAACUCAAAGAUGAAGAUCUCGGCUUUCAA